This is a messenger RNA of Paramecium pentaurelia, 2114 nucleotides long. Lineage: Eukaryota; Ciliophora; Oligohymenophorea; Peniculida; Parameciidae. The record is from the annotation of a GenBank genome assembly.
AUGAUAGCAAUAAUUUUCUUUUGUCUAAUACUCAAGUCUUUAGCUGAGAUUAUUUCGUAAUCUCAAAUAAAUAAAUGUUAUUCAAAUUCAACAAACAAUACUUAAUGUUCUGAGAAAAUGCUUAUAUCACUUACAGUAGAGAAUGCUUAAAAUAUUGUGACAGAAUAUAUUAAGAUUAGUGAAACAACAGUAGAUAAUUAAACAUCAUAACUUAAAACACCAAUUAUUAUUUCAGUAACCAAAACUCCAGUUUAUGCUUUUUAUCCAUUAAAAUACACAUAAGAUUAUAAUAGUCAACCAUAUGAAGUUAAGAUAGCAGGUGCAAUUUUAUCAUGUGAUGAUAGUUGGUAUUCAAAUUCCCCUACUUGUGGAUUUCAAUAUGAAAACAAGAAGAAAAUAUUUGAUAGUCAAGGAUUUUGUUGUUCUUGUGGUAUACUUGAUUUAAUUGGUCUUGGUGAUGAGUUUGCAAGAGGAAACAUAUGUCGUUAAGCUGGAUUGACUACAGCCACAAUGGCAUUCUGUCUUCGAUACUCGAAUUUAUGGUAUAGGUAAUAAAUAUAUAUUAAUUAUUAAGUGCUUACGAAAUCUCAACUUAUAGCAUAUUUUAUAAUAUAACAAUUUAAGUUACUUAUUCUAAUUAGGAAUCAGAGGAAUUAAAAUUGGGGAGUGAGGUAAAAGUUGUUUAAGGCAAAACUUUAAUUGGUAGAAUAAUAGGAGACUUCACACCAUUGAAUCCACCACCAUCUUUAGAAUCUUUUUAUUUUAUGAGACCAUCUUCACCUAGUAGUAAUGCAAGAGUAUAGGCAGGUUCUGCUGCAUUUAUGAUAGUAUCAAAAGAAUAGGUUGGUCGUGGUGAAUGUAAUAAGAUAGGAGUUUCUUAUAGUGCAUUUCGUACAGAGGGUGAGAGAUGUAAGAAAUAAGUGAAAUCAUGUUUAAAGAAUUAAUUAGAAGAUUUUUAUUUAGAAGAUUAAGCUUUAAUUGCUAAUAAUUCAUAACCAAAAUAUUUAUUAUCAAGAUAUGGUAAAUUUAAGUCUAUUUAUAUGAAUAAUGAGACAUUUUUGUAGUACAAUGUAGAGGGAUCUAUGUCAACAAUGAUAACACUUGAGAUAAAUACUACUGGUCUUAUAUCUUAUGUAGUUAAUUUAGGAAAAGGGAAAAUAGAUUUAGCAGAAAUAUAAGAUUUUGAAGCUAAAUCUGGGAAUGGAUUACUUUAUGCUUAAAUUACAAAUGUUGGAGAUAUUGCAAGUGAAUUUAAUACAUAUUUAAAUUGUUCGAUUAAUGUUAUUCCAAUUAAUACAGUAGCAUUAUAUUUAGAACCAUUGGAAAGUUAUAUUAUAAAAAAAGAUGUGAAUGUUUUAAGUGAUAUGAAUAAAUCAAAUUAGUGUAAUUUUAGUUUAUUAAACAAUUAAGGUACACUUUUGGAUUGGAAAUAAAUAGAAUUUAAUACAACAGAAAUAUAAUAUGAAAGUGAAUAAAAUCAUGAUGAAUAAAAUAUAUAAGAUAAUGAAAUUAAUGCUUUAGAUGAAGUAUAUAAUAAUUGUAAUUCAGAUUGCUCAAUAUUUUUUGACAUAACUUGUUAUAUUUUGAAUGAUUGUAAUUCUUAGAUUAUAACAUUUUUUACUGUUAUUGGAAUCACAUUUUUCUUUAUUAUAAUAUGUUUAACUUGUAUAAGUUAUAGAAAGAAAUUGUGUUGCUGUAAAAAAUAACAUAAAUGUAAAUCUCGUCCAUUAGAAACAAUAAUAUAAAAAGAUUAUACUAUCAAUCAUAAAUCAAAUAAAAGAUAUGAAAAUUCUAUAUCUGAAAAUAAUAUUGAAAAUUCUUCACUUUAAUUAAUAGAAAAUAGAAUUAUGUAUUUAAAUUUAGUAUCAGGUUCAGAUCCUAUUUCAAAUUAGUUAUAAUCAGAUGUUUCAUUCGAAGUAUUGGCAUCAUACCAUAAAAAAUAAUUAAUAAAUAUAAAAAUUAAAAAAAAUAGUAAUUUCUUGAAGAUCUUUUAAGAUGUAUAUGGAUAAGAAUCUUUAGAGAGAAAUGUUAAAAAAUAUUUCUAAAAAAAAUGUGAAUCAGUACUACUAUUUAAUAAUCUAUUAACUGAUCUACCAUUAUUCAGUUUAUUAUGA